AUGCCGAAUCCGCGCAAGCCUCUUCGUCCAUACUCACCGCCAAACUCUCCACCCGACGUCGUCAUUACAGUUGAAAGUGGGGACGAACACGAACAGAAUGACGGACUUGAUUUCACCCGCGUGCAUGCGGAGCUGAAUCGCCUUCUGGAGGAGGGUCUUCAAGAAUCCGAUGACGAAAUGGUCGAUGAAGCCCAAGACUGCAACACUAGCAAAGUGUACCAAGCUGACCGCACGGUCAACGAUUACAGCACUGACCGACUGAGCCGCUCUCUGUGA
Molecule: messenger RNA, 276 nt
Organism: Phytophthora nicotianae INRA-310
Lineage: Eukaryota; Oomycota; Peronosporomycetes; Peronosporales; Peronosporaceae
Exons: 1
Coding region: 1-276 (91 amino acids)
Source: RefSeq, a predicted model, not a curated record